Messenger RNA from Clupea harengus (Atlantic herring), 1844 nucleotides. It is a transcript of the gene ftcd, whose product is annotated as formimidoyltransferase cyclodeaminase. Gene Ontology annotation, molecular function: transferase activity; folic acid binding. The record is from RefSeq and is a predicted model, not a curated record. NCBI's taxonomy places the organism in Eukaryota, Metazoa, Chordata, Actinopteri, Clupeiformes, Clupeidae.
AAGACAAAGAGACGACUGACAAAAGUGGAUGUGUCUGAGUGUCUCUCUCUCUCUCUGUGUGUGUGUGUGUGUCUGAUUCUCCUCUCGGACGAGUAAUUGUAACCCCAGCCAUGGCUAAACUUGUGGAGUGUGUGCCCAACUUCUCAGAGGGGCGAAGCAAAGAGGUGAUAGAUGCCAUCGCAGAAGCUAUCUCUGGUACGGAAGGAUGCAGCCUGCUGGACGUGGAUCCAGGUUCCUCCACAAACAGAACAGUCUACACGUUUGUGGGGUCACCCCAGGCGGUGGUGGAGGGGGCACUGAAUGCAGCCCGCGUUGCCUUUCCGCUCAUUGACAUGACCAAACACUCAGGGGAGCAUCCUCGCACUGGAGCCAUGGAUGUGUGUCCCUUCAUCCCCGUCCAGAAUGUCACCAUGGAAGACUGUGUUACCUGUGCCAACCUGUUUGCUGAGAGAUUGUCUGACGCGCUACACAUCCCUGUGUAUCUAUAUGGAGCAGCAGCUCGUCAGGAGAGCAGAAGAUCCUUGCCCGCUGUACGUGCAGGAGAGUACGAAGCACUACCGGAGAAGCUAAAGAAGAGUGAGUGGGCCCCUGACUACGGACCUGCCACAUUCGUUCCCUCCUGGGGGGCCACGGUGACGGGCGCUCGGAAGUUCCUCAUCGCCUUCAACAUUAACCUGCUAAGCACCAAGGAGCAGGCCCAUCGCAUCGCCCUUGAUAUCCGGGAGCAGGGAAGAGGCAAGGACCAGCCAGGUCUUUUGAAAAAGGUGCAGGGGAUGGGCUGGUUCCUGGAGGAAGCCAAUCUGGCCCAGGUGUCCACAAACAUCCUGGACUUCGAGCUGACUCCACUUCACACAGUCUAUGAGGAGAUCUGCAGAGACGCCCGGGAUCUGAAUCUGCCCGUGGUGGGGUCCCAGAUCGUGGGUCUGAUUCCUCUCCAAGCUGUCCUGGACUGCGCUGACUUCUACAUCCAGAGGGAGAAACUGUUCGUCGUCGAGGAGGAGCACAAAGUGCGGCUGGUCAUCAACAAGCUGGGGCUGGACUCGCUAGGGCCGUUUGCACCAAAGGAGAGAAUCAUUGAGUACAUGGUGAAGGACAGUGAAGAGGACAGCCGUCUGGUGUCUCAGUCCCUGCAGCAGUUCGUGCGCAGCGUGGGGGCCAGGACCGCUGCCCCCGGGGGGGGCUCUGUCUCCGCCGCGGUUGCUGCCAUGGGGGCGGCUCUUGCUGCCAUGGUGGGGCAGAUGACAUAUGGGAAGAGGCAGUUUGAGAACCUGGACGGGGCGAUGAGGAGGCUGAUCCCACCCUUUCACCAGGCCAUGAAUGAGCUGCUGGAAAUGGUGGAUGCAGAUUCCACCGCCUUCAACUCGUACAUGACAGCUCUGAAAAUGCCAAAAAGCAGCCCAGAGGAAGUGAAAAGGAGGGAGGUGGCGAUGCAGGAGGGCCUGAAGAAAGCGGUGGGGGUUCCCCUGGCUCUGGCCGAGAAGGUCACCCUACUGUGGCCCUCUCUCAAAGAGAUGGUUCUCCACGGAAACGUGGCCUGCAAGUCAGACGCCCAGGUAGCGGCGAAAGCCCUGGAGACGGCUGUGUUUGGAGCCUACUUCAAUGUCAUCAUCAAUCUGAAAGACAUCACCGACGAGUCCUUCAAAAGCACCACUCAGCAGAGAGCCACGGCGCUGCUCGAAGCGGCCAAAGCGAGCGCCAGCGACGUCCUGGAGGCCGCGGACACCAGGCAGUAGCGAGGGCCCGGCCAGGACGUGACCCGAACUCGGCCCCGAUUGGCCCCCGGGGUGGCGUCUUCACAAGCGCCCUUUUCCACUGCUCAAUUAAACAUCAUCACUCGUGUUACA